AUGGAGAACCUGGCCGCAUGGAUCAAAUUCCCAAAGACCGACGUGGUUCUUGAAACCACGCUCAAAUACACGCCGGGCAUUGGACAAGUCUUGGUGAAGGUGGAGUCUAUUGGAUUCAACCCAGUGGAGCCUAAGAUACAGAAAUGGUCCGCUCUCCCCUUCAAAUACCCGGGCAUUCUAGGAAUCUCGUUUGCUGGUACCGUUGAACAAGUCGGACCUUCCGUGACUUCCGUUAAAGUCGGGGAUCAUGUGGUCGUGAGCAAAUCGAACGAAGACGGGGAUGAUGCUAGUUUCAGUGCGUACCAGAAAUUUGCCCUUGCACGGGUCUCCCGGUUGGCCAAACUGGACCAAAACGUCUCACUCGAUGCUGCGGCUGUCUCCAUCACGAACUCCGCGACUGUUGUUGCCGCUCUUUCCGCCAAACUAGGCUUGCGCCGCCCCCCGGUGACAGGAAAGUUAGAGCCAAAUGGCAAAAAAGUCCUGAUUUACGGUGGCUCGUCGAACUGUGGAGGACACGCAGUCAAAUAUGCGUCGGACGCUGGUUACGAGGUGAUCACCACGUCCUCCCCAGGUCGUAAAGAUAUUGUCCAGCAGCUGGGCCCAGCUCAAAUUAUCGAUCACACUAUUCCUAAGGAGCAAUUAAUUGAGCGUUUGAGGUCUCAUGGUCCGUAUGAUGCCGUUUUUGACGCGAUCGGCCUCCCUGCUGCAACCGAGAUCUUGGUGGCCAUGUUCGGAGACGAAACAGUCUCAUACCAUUCAACACUUCCGCCUAUGGGCCCCGUUCGCGUUCCUUCCAAUAUCACCAUAAACUUUGCCAGUUACCCGUCUCUGUUAGACCAGCCCGAAAAUGAGGAGAUCCGUUCUUGGUUCUUUGAGACAUAUUUCCCCCAGGGCCUGUGCAAUGGACAGAUUCUUCCGGGAGCUAUUAUGAAGAAAGACCGAGGACUGAAUAGCAUCCAAGGAAUUCUUGACAUUCUGCUGGAAAACCCGACAAAGCGGUUUGUUUGCAACCCUCAAGAUACCGAGUGA
Molecule: messenger RNA, 1029 nt
Organism: Penicillium cataractarum
Lineage: Eukaryota; Fungi; Ascomycota; Eurotiomycetes; Eurotiales; Aspergillaceae
Product: zinc-binding alcohol dehydrogenase family protein
Exons: 2
Coding region: 1-1029 (342 amino acids)
Molecular function (GO): oxidoreductase activity, acting on NAD(P)H
Source: RefSeq, a predicted model, not a curated record